Galendromus occidentalis (western predatory mite) is the source of this 2481-nucleotide messenger RNA. Its product is annotated as putative phosphoenolpyruvate synthase. Gene Ontology annotation, biological process: phosphorylation. The transcript is spliced from 12 exons. The coding region runs from base 151 to 2481 and encodes 776 amino acids. Gene Ontology annotation, molecular function: ATP binding; kinase activity. The record is from RefSeq and is a predicted model, not a curated record. NCBI's taxonomy places the organism in Eukaryota, Metazoa, Arthropoda, Arachnida, Mesostigmata, Phytoseiidae.
GAAGAAUGCGUUGCCGAGAUCUCAGCCGUCGCUCUACCCUCGUCCAUCCAAGCUCAACUCGUGGAGAGACUCCGUGCUGUUUUUGGUCCUGAAUGGUUCCUGAAGAGAUUCGCUGUCAGAUCCUCAGCAGUCGGCGAGGACUCUGAAGAAAUGUCGGCAGCUGGACAAAUGACCUCAUACCUGGGAGUUAAAGGGGAAGGCAAGAUCUCUUCAGCCGUAGUCAAAUGCUGGGCGUCUCAAUUCGCUCUUACCGCUUUCAACUAUAAACGCCAAUACGGGCAGGAAUUGAACAGCUUGAUGGCAGUCGUAGUGCAGGAGAUGGUCAGCGCUGACAGCGCCGGAGUCAUGUUCACCUGUGACCCUGCAACGUCGAACCCAUCCAGUAUUUUUAUAACGGCGAACUACGGACUCGGUGAAUCCGUCGUUGCCGCCACGGCCGACGCUGACUCUUAUUCCCUGCGCCGAAAUGGCGCCGACAUAGUCCUAGUUGCGAAGUCGUGUGGCGCGAAGGAUCGCAUUGUGAUCGAAUCGGACUCGGGAGACGGUACUGAAGAAAAAGCCCUCGCAGCGGAUAGAUCGGGGACUUUCUGCUUGUCAGAUGAAGCCGCUGUUGGACUCGCUUCGAUCGGUGCCGCGUUGAGUGACGCAACGGAUACACCUCGUGACAUCGAAUGGGCGAUUCAAGGAGGGCGGACAUUUCUCCUCCAAUCUCGGCCGGUGACAUCUUUCCUUCAAGAAAGUGACUUCGAGAUCGAGAAUGAUUACAACACAGGACUUUAUACCAAACGCGAAGUUCUCACGCGAGCCAACUUCGACGAGGUGAUGCCAGGCGCCUUCUCCACACUUGGGCUUUCCACAGUUUUCAAAUUGCUGCUCGAAGGUACAGCCAGAACGAGACCCGAGUUCGGAUACACGGAUAAGAGUCAAUUCACCUCCCUCCAAAGCGUCAUCCACGGCAAGAAGACCUUCAUGAACUUCUCGCAAUUGAAGGCUCUGGCCAAGAACAAAAACAUGAUGAAAUCGCUGGGAAUCACCUCAUACGGUUACGACAUCCGUGAGCAUGACGCAAUGAAAAAUGGCAUUUUCCACGGACCCGGAGCUUCGGUCAAAGGCUGGAGCUUCGUCAGAACAGUGCUCGGUGCGAUCUGGAAUAUCAAGAAAAACGUGAAGGAAAUCCAAGACUCGACCGACAGAGCGACCUUCGAUGUACCAGAAGGAGGAGAUUGUUUGUCUCAGUUCAUGAACGUCCUCGGUAAAGUUCCGAAAAUGGAUUUCUUCAUGGACGGGCUCAUGAAAACAUCCUACCCAUCGGCUCUCUACAACAUACUUACGCUCAACAUUUUGAAGAAGAGUCAAGGUCUGGAGGACUUCUCUGCUGAUCUGAUGCUAUUGCUGUCGAGACUUCUACGGUCCGACCUCGAGGUGGAGAGUGCGAUUAUCGCGGAUGAGCUGACGACGCUAUCGAACUCGCUCCGGAAAGAUCCGAUGGCUGAUGAAUUCUUGAAAAUGACUGCGGAAGAAGCCGUGGCGUGGCUGGAAGCUGAUCAGGGAGAAGCUGCUCGGCGAUUCAGGACCCUACGAUCGAAGCACGCACAUCGCUGCUAUAAGGAGCUUGACAUUCAUUCGAAGACUUGGGACAUCGAUCCCAUUCCACUCGUCGAGACCUUGAAGUCCAGCAUGCGAUGUCCGGAGGAGGGCGAUCGGAGAAAGGCAGAACAGUCUAUGACCGUCGAUGAGCUCCCGAAAAGACCGAAUAUCAUGCAAAGGAAGAUUCUGGAUUAUUUGAUCCCCAGAGCGCAAUACGCGGUCUAUGCUCGAGAAGCUGCGAAAUCCGGGGUCGUGAAAUGCAUCCAUGGGCUCCGUCUCGCAAUGCGCCAAGUCGCUCUACGACUUCAUUCCGAAGGAAGGUUGCCGGACCCGGAGUUGAUAUUCUUCCUCAGCUGCGACGAGAUUUAUCGGCUCAUCAAAAACCGUGAUCCGUCCUUGCUACCGAGAGCCCGCCGUAGACAGAAAAUGCACCUCAAACUCGAUAGGGAGCGCUUCCCGGUCCUUCUGUACGGAAUCCCAAGACCUAUCGAUUCCUCGACCAUGACGAUCAACUCCGAUGCUCCAUGCUUGGAGGGUGUUCCAGUCAGUCAGGGCGUCGUCCGAGGCCCAGCACGUGUCAUCCUUGACUUUUCCACUGAGGCGCAGGGGAUCGCGAGAGGAGACAUCCUCGUCACCCGAGCAACUGAUACAGGAUGGACUCCGUAUUUCCCCCUCCUAGCCGGCGUGGUCACCGAGAUCGGCGGCCUCCUCUCUCAUGGCGCUGUUGUCGCCAGAGAAUAUGGUCUGCCCGCAAUCGUUGGUCUCGACGGUGCGACGGAGAUAAUAAAGUCGGGAGAUAUCGUUACAUUAGACGGGAACCAGGGAAAACUUUACAGGACCCCUCCCUCUGCCGACGACUCGACGGAAGGAGCCGUGGAGCACACAGCAGUCUGA